This is a messenger RNA of Gastrolobium bilobum, 1892 nucleotides long. RefSeq lists its product as uncharacterized. The transcript has 5 exons. Lineage: Eukaryota; Viridiplantae; Streptophyta; Magnoliopsida; Fabales; Fabaceae. The coding region runs from base 289 to 1461 and encodes 390 amino acids. The record is from RefSeq and is a predicted model, not a curated record.
CUUCUCUCUAUUCUCUUUUACUUUCUCUCUCUUACUUUAUUUUUAAUUUUUUUUGGGUUGUCUCUUUUCUCUACUGUCUUUGCUGGGUCACUGGGCCUGCAAACUCAGCAAACACAGCUGGGUCAUUAUUAAAUCUUCCUCAACCAGCAACUUCAACUUCAACUUCAACUUCAACCCCCGUAACGGCUCCAUAACCAUAACCCCCCCUCUCCUCUCUCCAUUGUUCUCUUAUAUCUCCUUUUGUUUUGUUUUCCUUGGUAGUAGCUUUGUCUUUGCACACCCACACCAAUGGCUAAAGCUGCUGAAGAUGCUGAGUUCGACAAGGAGAAUCACAAGAUUGGCGUCGAUGCUGAGUUGGACGCCGCGUUCGGCUUCCCUUCUGAGUUCCCCUUCGAGUUUGACUCGUUCGGGACAGAAACCGAGAGCAGCGACGAGGAGGAUUUCUUCGCCGGCCUUACUCGCCGGCUGAGUCAAGCUUCGCUACUUAACGAAACUCGGAAGCAGCAACUCACUGUACCCAUCUUAAACAGCGACAAAGCUGAGAGCCAGAAGACUCUGGGUUUAACUGGGUCUCCUCAGUCCACGCUGAGCGGAAUCGGGAGCUGGUCUGUUCGGAGCGCCGGCUCCGGCGACGGAAGCCCUAACGGAUCUUCCAGGGUACCAUCGCCGACGCCUUUCUCCGCCGCGGACGACAACUGGGAUGUGAUAUACGCCGCCGCAGGACAGGUCGCGAGGUUGAAGAUGAACCGCGAUGCGUCCAAGUUCGAUUUUCAGAACAGAGGAUUACUGGGUGGUGGCGUUCUCCCACCACCCAUUGCGGCGGAGAAUCUCGCCGCUGCAUUGUUCGCGAACCAGAGUCUCUCUCAGGUUCAGUACCAGCGGUUGAGACAGGAGCAGGUGCUGAAGCAGCAGUGUGGUUCUGUUUGGGGAAGGCAAGGCAAGGCUAGCUGGUCAACUCAGCAGCAGCAGCAACAGCAACAACAACAGGUUCAGAACAGAGUGCGCGAGUUUGGGUAUGAGUAUGAGAGUGUGAAUUCAACGCGCCCUUUGCCUCAGUCUGCAUGGCACCACCCUCUCCAAGUUAAGCCCCAAAAUCAACAGAUACUACCUCAUGGCGGAUCCGGGUCGCGACCCGUUUCGCAAGGUGGAUCUGGUGUGAAAAGGGGAUGUGCUGGAACUGGGGUGUUCUUGCCUCGCCAAUAUGGGGCCCCUCCUCCUGAAUCUCGCAAGAAAACAAGUUGUGCCCCUGUUCUGCUCCCAGCAAAGGUUAUUCAUGCUCUGAACUUGAACAUUGAUGACCUCAAUGCCACUUGCCAUCCACGUUUCUCGAGUACUUUUGGCGUGGACUAUGAUGCAUUGUUGGCCAGGAGAAAUGCUCUUCUCAUGCAGCAGAAAUUAAGCGUGCGGCGAGAAGAGGCAGCAAACUAUGAAAUUCGCCUGCCUCAGGAAUGGACUUACUGACUUGAUAAUAGUUCAAAUAAGAUUUCAUUACCUCCAAGUAAAACCGCUCUGGAGGAGAAAUUAGUAAAGAUAUUAGGGUUGUGAUAGGGAACUUAUAAUUUAAAGUCGAGAUUCAUGGAAUGUGUUUGGCUAGCUAGUUAGUUACAAUAAAUCAUCCGGUUUUUGUGAGAGAUGCAGCUUUUGGAUCUAUUGUCAGUAGGAGAAACAGUGAAAGAUAGCAGUUUAGGGAAGGGUUUUAUCUUUUUUUACCUUGAUUAUUAAUAUUAUUGUUAAUUGUAAUAAGGUAAGGGUUGUUUUCUUCCAUGUUCAAGUCAAGCUAGCAAAAAGUGUUACGAAGAUUGCCCAUAACUCUUAUGUAAAAGCUCUUGCUUGUUCUAGAAUAGUAUGUAAUAAGUUAUACUUUAUGUAGUAAAGACAACUCUUUUAUGUAA